AUGACGUGCAACAUGUACGAAGCAGCUAAAAGUUGACAACACGAAAGAAAUCAAACGUUUAAUAUGAGUGAAGUUAACAACCCAAAAAGAUUCACUCCAUUCGACAAAGGCAUCAAACUGGUGUCAAAACCAAACGAAAUUGAUGUAUGGGAUGAUGAUCCAGAUGUUUUAAGAGCUGAGUUAUCUUGCGGCCACGUCACAGAUCCAGAGACACUGACUGACUGUUGCAAAGCUCAACUGGAUAAAGGACAGACUGAAUUCAGAUGUCCCCUGUGCGAGGCAGAAUGGCCAUAUGAUGAAGUGCGAAAACUGGCGAAACUUACAGUUGAUGAGCAAUCCCGUUUUGAGGAAAAGCUUGGGACAAACACUGUUAAGAAGUUAAUGGACUUCAGGGAUUGUCCUGGUUGUGACACCUUAAUUGAAAGAUCAGAUGGUUCCAAUCUCUGUGUGCUGUGCUCAGUUUGCACAGCGAAGAACAAAAAACCUUUUGAAUUCUGCUGGAAUUGUAUGGGAGCGUGGAAAGGACAUCAACUUAGUACUAAUCAGUGUGGUAAUGAGGGAUGUUCCAUUCACCAGAAAUUGCUGAAAGAGUGUCCAAUGAUUACUUUAGAAUAUUUUGAUAAUGAGGUGCAGUGUCCAAAACUGCGUAAAUGUCCACAUUGUGACACAAUGAUUGAACAUACGAAUAAGGGAUGUAAUAACAUGACAUGCCCUAACUGUAACAUGGAGUUUUGCUUUGUUUGUUUAAAUCCUGGACAUGACUAUGAUGAUGACAAUCCAUGCACAGUCGCACCACGGCAACACUGAUUCUUAAUGAAGACAAUAUGUUUUAGAUAUUGGUUUUUAUUUUUUUAUUCUAUGUCAUAUGGAUAUAUAAAGUGAGGUUUGCUGUCCAAUAUGUAAGUAUUUCAAGCCUUUAUUUUAAUUUACAUUUAUUCACUUUAUAACUUAAA
Misgurnus anguillicaudatus (oriental weatherfish) is the source of this 953-nucleotide messenger RNA. Its product is annotated as E3 ubiquitin-protein ligase DDB_G0292642. The record is from RefSeq and is a predicted model, not a curated record. Lineage: Eukaryota; Metazoa; Chordata; Actinopteri; Cypriniformes; Cobitidae. Gene Ontology annotation, molecular function: zinc ion binding.